AUGGUGGGGGCCGCAGCGGGCGGCAGAGGCGGAGGUGCCUGGGGGUCCGGGCGCGGAGGUGCCCGGGGGCUCCGGCGGGGUUGCUCUCCUCCAGUCCCCGCUGGCUCCCCCCGGGCUGGGCUGCAGCUGCUCAGGGCCAUGGUCCCCUUCCAGCUGCAGCAGCCGCACCAGCGCCGGGACGGGGGUGGCCGCGCAGCCAGUGUCCCGUGUUCGGUGGCCCCAGAAAAGUCAGUGUGUCGGCCUCAGCCACCCCAGGUCCGACGCACCUUCUCCCUGGACACCGUCCUCAGCUCCUACCUUCUGGGCCAGUGGCCACGAGAUGUCGAUGGGGCCUUCACCUGCUGUACCAAUGACAAAGCCACCCAGACCCCGCUGUCCUCCAGCUCCUGCACGCACAAGCGCUCAGCGUCCUGGGGCAGCACAGACCACCGAAAAGAGAUCACCAAGCUGAAGCAGCAGCUGCAGAGGACGAAGCUGAGCCGGAGUGGGAAAGAGAAGGAGCGAGGGUCCCCGCUUCCAGGGGACCACGCUGUGCGGGGAGCACUGAGUGCGUCCCCUCCCAGCUUCCCCUCAGGGACCCCCGUCCUGAGACUCAGCCCUUGCCUGCACAGGAGCCUGGAAGGGCUUAACCAAGAGCUGGAGGAGGUGUUUGUGAAGGAGCAGGGGGAAGAGGAGCUGCUGAGGAUCCUUGAAGUCCCUGAUGGGCAUCGGGCCCCAGCUCCUUCCCAGAAUGGCAGCUGCGAUCAUCCCCUCCCCCUGCUGGAGGCAGGCAACCUUGCCAGCUCUCCCUCCAUGCCCCUGGCAUCCCCCCAGCCUUCUGGCCGAGCCAGCCGUGAGGACCACCGGGGUGCCAUGGAGGAGCUGGCAUCCAUGCCCAGCGACAAGGCUUCCUCUCCAGGCCGCCCAGCCUUCCUUGAAGAUGGCAGCCCGUCUCCAGUCCUCGCCUUCGCCGCCUCCCCUCGGCCCAAUCACAGCUAUGUCUUCAAACGGGAGCCCCGGGAAGGCUGUGAGAGAGUGCGUGUGUUUGAAGAGGCCACGUCCCCGGGGUCUGACCUGGCCUUCCUGACUUCCUGUCCGGACAAGAACAAAGUCCACUUCAACCCGACCGGCUCUGCCUUCUGCCCCGUCAGCUUGAUGAAGCCCCUCUUCCCCGGCAUGGGCUUCAUCUUCCGCAACUGCCCCUCCAGCCCGGGGUCUCCCAGGGCGCCGCCCCGGAAGGAGCCAGAGGCCUCGCCCCUGCCAUUUGAGCCAUGGCAGCGUACCCCACCAUCUGAAGACCCCGUGCUGUUCCAAAGCUCCCUGGUGGUCUGAGGGCACCACCACUCACUUUACCGCGGAGACCAGUGCCAUGGUGGCAGGCCCCUCCUGCGCUCCC
Lepus europaeus (European hare) is the source of this 1375-nucleotide messenger RNA. RefSeq names its product protein FAM117A-like. The record is from RefSeq and is a predicted model, not a curated record. Lineage: Eukaryota; Metazoa; Chordata; Mammalia; Lagomorpha; Leporidae.